AUGGACAAACCCUGCGAGCCCCGUCUCCAAACGAUAAUCAGAGGAGCCUUCAAGACCCUUGGACAACAGAUCCGUCACAGUGAGGAUCAGCUCCGCCUCACUGCCGAAGGUGGACCCAUUGGCGCUUGGCAUGCCUCCUCAACCUCAUCUAAGACGCCGCAUCCAGCAACAGACAACUGCGCUCGUCACAUCUCCUCCCAGCAUACUCUUACAGCCAGCACAGGGAAACAGUACAUCGCCGAUGACUUUGCUUCACGAGGUUUCCGUUCACUCGGCAUUGCCAUGAACACUGAUGGUCAGUGGAAGCUCCUUGGUCUCCUCCCCGUGUUCAACCCAGAGCAGCAAGAGCAAGGUGCUGUAGAAGUGCACCUUAGCUCAUCAGUGCAUGCCUUGCAGGAGGGGGAACCGAUGUACAUUACCAUCGACCACGUUCCUGCACCUCUCAUCGGCGUUUUUGUCUUGCUCACGACCACCGCAAUUGGCAGCGAACAAGUGCGCCAAGGCAUUGUAGGCGAGGAUGGCAUCAAGCCAUAUGAAGUGCUUGCACUCUUCAUCUCUCUCAUCAAGAAGCUGGUCAAGUGGCAAUCGACCCAUGACGACAACCCGCCAACCAGCAAGGAUCGUGAUGCAUUCCUCAAACUGCAAAACGUGUACAGAACAAGGACGCUGCAAGACUUCGCGCAGUUCAAGCAGCUUGUUGGAGAGACCUGCAAGUCGGCCAGUGUAGAAGGCAAGAUUGCCAAAGAUAAGAUCGAAGCGCUUGUCAAGCAUGCAGGACACCUCAAGCCAACUCGCGGACGCAGCAAGAUGUGUUGCCCCAGCACCCAAGUGUUCACAGUCAGUAGCCACCACCUCGACCGCGUUCAACCAGCGCUCGAUUCCAGUCUGGCUUCGUACGGCUCUGUGGUCCCCAGCAUAUCUUCACUUGAACGAACCUCCAUGCGCAGCGAUAUUUGGAGCCGCAACUGCAUAGGUCACGAAGCAUCUGCUACAACCAACAGAAGGAACCAGUCUGGAGACAACACGCACUCCAUUUGUAUGCUGCCCCUUCGCUGUGCAGUAGUCCUCUCAGCCCUGCGGAGCUCGUCUGCCGCUCAGCGCUCUCCCCUCGUUGCUGUAAGCGGUCGCGCGCCUGAAACCAGGUUGGGUGUUUCUGAUUGGUUUCGGUGA
Molecule: messenger RNA, 1170 nt
Organism: Ustilago hordei
Lineage: Eukaryota; Fungi; Basidiomycota; Ustilaginomycetes; Ustilaginales; Ustilaginaceae
Exons: 1
Coding region: 1-1170 (389 amino acids)
Source: RefSeq, a predicted model, not a curated record